Molecule: messenger RNA, 1347 nt
Organism: Suricata suricatta (meerkat)
Lineage: Eukaryota; Metazoa; Chordata; Mammalia; Carnivora; Herpestidae
Gene: HPCAL1
Product: hippocalcin like 1
Exons: 3
Coding region: 1-582 (193 amino acids)
Molecular function (GO): calcium ion binding
Source: RefSeq, a predicted model, not a curated record
AUGGGCAAGCAGAACAGCAAGCUGCGGCCCGAGGUGCUGCAGGACCUGCGUGAGAACACGGAGUUCACCGACCACGAGCUGCAGGAGUGGUACAAGGGCUUCCUCAAGGACUGCCCCACCGGCCACCUGACCGUGGACGAGUUCAAGAAGAUCUACGCCAACUUCUUCCCCUACGGCGACGCCUCCAAGUUCGCCGAGCAUGUCUUCCGCACCUUCGACACCAACGGGGACGGCACCAUCGACUUCCGGGAGUUCAUCAUCGCGCUGAGCGUCACGUCGCGGGGCAAGCUGGAGCAGAAGCUCAAGUGGGCCUUCAGCAUGUACGACCUGGACGGCAACGGCUACAUCAGCCGCAGCGAGAUGCUGGAGAUCGUGCAGGCCAUCUACAAGAUGGUGUCCUCUGUGAUGAAAAUGCCCGAGGAUGAGUCCACCCCGGAGAAACGAACGGAUAAGAUCUUCCGGCAGAUGGACACCAACAAUGACGGCAAACUGUCCCUGGAAGAGUUCAUUAAAGGUGCCAAGAGCGACCCCUCCAUCGUCCGCUUGUUACAGUGCGACCCCAGCAGCGCCAGCCAGUUCUGAGGGACCCGGCGUCCAGAAGGCUGCAGAGAAACACAGGCCUGUCUCGCCUUUAAGCUUUGCUUGCAAAAGUGGAUGUCUCCUCCAUCAUUCCUGCUCUGCUGGCAGGGGCCCAGGCGGCAACGCGGCACCUCCCCCACCGGGCCUCCUCCUGCCCCUCCCCCCACGCCCCGCCCCCAGGGCGCCCCCGCCUAUGUGUUUACACGUGGGGCCCCUCAUUCUCCAUUCCGGGGUGCCUCCCCACCCCAGGGCGCCCCGAGAACGCGGCUGAGGACACUGAUGGGACUUCUAAGAUGGAGACAAGGCCGGCUGAUCUAUUUCAUGAUCGCAGGUGACCGUGGGAAAGGUGGGGACAAGAACGGAGGGACAGUAGACGGGCAAGCCCUCCCUGUGCAUGGCUCCACCUCGCUCGUUCAUGUCCUCUGACCAGAGCUGCCCGCACGUAUGCAUACUAUGGCCUCCUUUCUUUUAAUAUAUAAGUUAUGCCUGUGGUGAGGUGACAUGUCCUGUGCAGGUCCCGUAUUUCAUGCCUCCGUUGCCUUUGGAGCGUGGUUCCUCAUGGCCCGUGAUCCCCCUGAGUCUGGUCAUUUUGUGGUAUUUAUGCACUCUCAAUCUGCCCGUUUCCAAGGAAAUGCAUGCGUGCCCAGUGCCGUGGAGACCCUCCCGUCCACGUAGUGAACACAGGCGUCUGUGCAAGGUCUGUCCGCCCCGUCGACUGGUGUCUGGCAUUUCCUGUAUUAAAAUGAUCCAAUAAACGGAAUCCCCUGA